This is a messenger RNA of Pochonia chlamydosporia 170, 2391 nucleotides long. Its product is annotated as eisosome protein 1 protein. The transcript is spliced from 3 exons. The record is from RefSeq and is a predicted model, not a curated record. The coding region runs from base 1 to 2391 and encodes 796 amino acids. Gene Ontology annotation, biological process: eisosome assembly. NCBI's taxonomy places the organism in Eukaryota, Fungi, Ascomycota, Sordariomycetes, Hypocreales, Clavicipitaceae.
AUGGCCACCGCAAAGACGCCCGCGCAACAGGCGCCACCAACAAUUCAAAAUAAUACUGGCCGAAUCAAGUACGCCGACCCUCGCAGUUUACCAAGCUUCCCUUCGUCGGGGCUAGCCUCCGACGGUGCUGCAGCCAGCGCCGCUGCGUCGCUUGGCUGGUCGAACCAGAAGCCCAUAGAUCUGUGGAAGCCUGAUCCAUCUUCUUCAGCAUCUGCCGCCGCUGUGCUUGCCAAAGACUACAAAAUGUCGCCGCAAUGGGAACCGACAGCACAGUCAGACGGCCACAAGGCUGCGCUUCUUGCUGUUGGCUCUGCUGGCGCCGCCCUCAAGAAAACCAAUACCUCCAAGUCUAGCACUUCUCAAAACACAUGGGGCAACUCUGCUGCGAAUCAAGCUUUCCAUGCCAACAGGCCCGCCUCUGCAGAACCAGUAAGCUUGGCGCACGGUAGCUCAGCUGCUACACAAGCCUUCAAGGAGAAUAGAUCUCAGUCCAUGAAGAAGCCUCACCGGCCCCAGACACCUCCAGGAGACAAGUCUCUCGUAGCUGCCAAGGGAGCCAUGAAACGUCCAAUCUCAUCCACGGGGCUGGGUGAUGUUCAAGCAUCCGAAGCCAGUGCUGCCGCCAGUGCGCUCAACGGCGCUACCUUGGCUCACCGCCAGUCCAUGAAGGCAAAGCCGGGACACGAAGUCGGUUCCGUUUCUGUUACGACGAUGACUCGAAAUAUGUUUACUUCCAAUCCACCCGUCAAACCUGAGGUCGACGAGCGCACUUACAAUGAAAAGAUCCAUCAAUCCGCAGUCGAAAUGGCCAAGAAGAUGUAUGCCAGACAGCAAAUCAUGGGCGAUCAAGCCAAAGACGGACAAGAACAAGACUCUGGGCCAUCUCAGCCCAAUCAAUAUGUCAACCUUCAAGAUGCAGCCUAUAAACAGGCCCAGGCACGCCUUGCUAAGCUUCACGAUGAGUACCAGCAAAGCCGAGAAUACCAAGAGUACUAUGGCAACGAGAAGACCAGCCCGAAACACAGAUUCUCUGUGUCUAAUAAGCUGCGACGCCGAGGUUCGGACAGCGAUGAUGAUUUGGAUGACCGAAAGCAAUCAGAAAAGAUUCGCGAGCAAAUGUCCAUGUUCUCCAGCAAGCUAUCGCAGGUAGACAAGGACAAGAGAGAAAAAGACCGUGAGGCACUUCUUGCUGCAGCACAGCGCAACGUCAAGGCCCGGCUGCAUGGCAUGGACGAGAAGGUGUACCAAGAGACAGGCAGAGCUAACCCCAGCUUGAUCACUGACUGGGAAGCCAAGGCCCAAAAGGCUGCUCAGACGCGACACGAGUCCCGAACGGAGCAUAAGGGCAAGAUAGAUAUUGGAGGCGGCAUGUUUAUGACACAAGAAGAGAUUGACGCCAUUGCCUCAAAGAAGAUUAAGCCGGUGCUUGACGAUAUCAACGACAAGGCCGAGACUGAGCGUGAGAGACAGGAGGUGCUUAAAUUGGAGGAGCAGGCAAGACGCGAGCAGGCCGAGAAGGAGAAGGUUCGAGAUCGCGAGGCUAAGGAAAUUGCCAAGAAAACCAAAGAAGAGGAAAGACAAGAGGAAAAGGCUAAAAAGCUGCAAGAAAAAAUGGAUGAAAAGGCUCGAAAGGAAGAGGAGAAGGCCAAGAGGGACGAAGAGAAGGCUGCCAAGGCUGAACAGAAGCGUCAGGCCAAGGAGGGGAAGCGAAAAUCGAAGCAUGGACCAGCUGCAGUUGCAGCUCCCACAUCUCACCAGGAAGAGGAUGCAGCGGUAACGGACGACAAUCAGAUCACCCACGAGGAGGAAACUCGCGGCGAAUCUGCAGAAGAACCCGGCCGUAGUGCCAGCGUCGCCAUGGCCGACAACAACACCGUUGAAGCGUCAGGAGCAUCGCAGCACAAGGUUGAAGGGUCAACUUCACCCACGUCAAAGGUCAAAGGAUGGAUCAAGAAUCGAUUCUCUCGCGGCAAGUCGAUUGGCGAGCAGGAUAAAAAGAGGAGGAGCUUCUUUGGCGGUGCCUCUAUGAAGGACCACACCGGCAACGGUAGUGCGGCCAGCAUAGAGAAUAGGUCUACUAGCAUGCAUGACGUUGCGAUGGCUGGCAAGACUGGCGAGGAGGGUGAGGCAGCCAAGCGCGAUGCAGCCAAAGAGACUGUCCACAACGAUGCAGAGAGAGAUUCUCAAGGUGUGAGUCCUGUCAGUACUCCACUGGAGGAGGAGAGGGAACUUGGUGAUCACAUGGAAAGCAAAAAAGAUGAUGCUGAGGAAGAGGAACGACCGAGCCGCAAAGCCAGCCUUGAUCCUCCUCGUCCUAUUGCAGAUCCCGUCAUCCGCACCAGCAGCAGCCCAACUCGUGACUCCCGGUUCCGGGAGGAAAUGGACCGAUGA